This is a messenger RNA of Camellia sinensis, 890 nucleotides long. NCBI's taxonomy places the organism in Eukaryota, Viridiplantae, Streptophyta, Magnoliopsida, Ericales, Theaceae. The record is from RefSeq and is a predicted model, not a curated record.
GAGCAACACCUAAAUUAGUUCUGCAACUAAUGAAUAUCAAGGGCCUAAGCAUUGCUCAUGUCAAGAGUCACUUGCAGAUGUACCGGAGCAAGAAGAUUGAUAAUCAGGGCCAGGUAAUAAAUGGUAGAGGGCAUCUCACAGGAAGUGCAGAUCACCUCGUCCACAGCUUUUGGCAGCCCCUAAUGCAUGAUCAAAAACUUCGGUCUGAUUUCAGGGAUAUUUCUUGGAGUGGCCAUGGAAGUUGGCUGUCAAGGUUUCAUGGUUCAGUAGCUGAGGAGUUCCAUGGGGCUAUUGGUAUGAACAGAAGGAAUGGAGCUUUCUACAUCGAUAAUAGUUCUACAAUCACAGUGCAAAAUAGCAAGAAAACCCAUGAGUGCUCUCAAGAUUUUAGGUUACAAUACAGUUGUGAUCAAUCCAACCAACUCACCAGGAGGCAAUGGCAUGGGUGUGGAGGAGAGAAUGUGAAUUUCUUUAACAAAUCAUUGAUCACUAACACGUUGAAGAGAAAAGCUGAGGACAGUCAUUGCCUUGAUCUUGAUCUGUCAUUAAGCUUGAAGUCAAGACAAGAUGAGGAAAUCAAGAAGAGGUUUGGGGGUGAAGAAGUGGAUAGUGACUUGUCUCUUUCUUUGUUUUCUUGUUCAAAGAAAGAAAACAGUUCUAUAGAUUUAAAUUUUCCAUCCAAAGUUAGCAAGUUGAUAGAAGACGAUGAUAUUACAAAGAAUCGAACAAUGGCAAGUACUCUGGAUCUGACUAUAUGAAUUAGGUAAUUCUAGUGAGAUCUUGUUGGUACUUGUUUCAGAGGAAAAAUAAAUAUCAUUCUUGUGUAGGGAACAUGCAAGGUAAUGUGAAAAACCUUUCAUCUUCAUGAAUGCUAUCCAUUUUUUAAUGUC